UUGCUCUUUGUUUGAAACAGCUACGACAUGGUGCACUUUGGGCAUGCCAAUUCACUGCGACAAGCCAAAGCACUUGGCGAUAAAGUAAUUGUGGGCAUACAUACCGAUGAGGAGAUCACCAAACAUAAGGGACCACCCGUCUUUACCGAGGAGGAGCGCGUCAAAAUGGUCAAAGGCAUUAAAUGGGUCGACGAGGUGGUUCUUGGUGCGCCCUAUGUCACCACCCUAGAAGUACUCGAUCAAAAUAAUUGUGAUUUUUGUGUGCAUGGCGAUGACAUAACCAUGACCGCUGAGGGUGUGGAUACCUAUCAUCUGGUGAAGUCGGCUAACCGUUACAAGGAAGUCAAGCGCACCGCCGGAGUUUCAACGACAGAUCUCGUGGGACGCAUGUUGCUGCUUACCCGCAACCACUUCCGUCAGGGCUCCGCCGAGUACGACAUCGAGAAAGAAGAAAAACUUUUAAAAAUUCAACAACUGCAAUCCCGUUUAGGUUCAUCGAAUAUGGGUCAGGAUUCGACAGCGAAGAGUCCCUGGACCGGUUGCAGCCAGUUUUUGCCCACAACACAGAAAAUUAUACAGUUCAGCGAUGGCAAAUCUCCAAAUCCAGGCGAUAAGAUUGUGUAUGUGGCCGGUGCUUUUGAUCUCUUCCACGUGGGUCAUUUGGAUUUCCUGGAAAAGGCCAGCAAAUUGGGCGACUAUUUGAUUGUAGGCCUGCACACUGAUCCCGUUGUCAACUCUUAUAAGGGUAGCAAUUAUCCCAUUAUGAAUCUGCACGAGCGUGUGCUUAGCGUCUUGGCCUGCAAGUUUGUCAACGAGGUAGUCAUUGGCGCACCCUACUGUGUCACAGAAGAGCUGCUGGAUCAUUUCAAGAUUGAUGUUGUCUGCCACGGGCGCACGCCAAUCUCUCUCGAGGAUGGCAAAAUUGAUCCGUAUGCUGUGCCCAAGACGCGAGCCAUAUUUGAGCUACUCGACUCUGGCAAUGACAUGACCACAGAGCGCAUUGUUGAGCGCAUCAUAUCGCAUCGACUGGAAUACGAGCGUCGAAAUCAAGCCAAAGAAAAGAAGGAAAUCGAAGCGUUCGAGGCACUCCAGCGACAAAAGCAAACGCAAAAGGCGGGCUAGCUUCCGCUUUUUAAUAAUAGACAAUGUUUUUAGUUGCCACCUCUUUUGUUUAGAAUGUUUCGUUUUAUCGUUGUGGAUUCUUUUGAAUUUCGUUUUGUUUUGUGCUGCGUUAAGCAAUUAUAAUUGCUGCGGGCCGAAUAUUGCAUGCCCCUUCAUACACACAUAUCCACACCCACACACACAGUUGUAUGCAAACUUAUAUAUAUAUAGCGCUAUAUAUUUAUAAGUUUAAAUACACAUACACUAUUUUAUAGUAGCUUAUCAAAUCUAAAUUAUAUGUAGGCUCAAAAUUUGUAAAUUCCUUUUAUAUUUUUUAAGCGUAACGAGUGCGAACUCCACAAAAUUGUACGAAAUAUAUUAAGUUAGAAUUGUGAAAAUGUA
Molecule: messenger RNA, 1503 nt
Organism: Drosophila virilis
Lineage: Eukaryota; Metazoa; Arthropoda; Insecta; Diptera; Drosophilidae
Product: ethanolamine-phosphate cytidylyltransferase
Biological process (GO): phosphatidylethanolamine biosynthetic process
Cellular component (GO): cytoplasm
Molecular function (GO): ethanolamine-phosphate cytidylyltransferase activity
Source: RefSeq, a predicted model, not a curated record